Messenger RNA from Ipomoea nil (Japanese morning glory), 810 nucleotides. RefSeq lists its product as uncharacterized. The transcript is spliced from 2 exons. Lineage: Eukaryota; Viridiplantae; Streptophyta; Magnoliopsida; Solanales; Convolvulaceae. The coding region runs from base 1 to 810 and encodes 269 amino acids. The record is from RefSeq and is a predicted model, not a curated record.
AUGGGGAAUGAUCCAGAUAUGAUACAGGAUGUACUAGUAAAGCUUUCAGAUGUGUUUCGCAUUCGUGACCUUGGCAAACCAAGGUUUUUUCUAGGUAUUGAAGCCAUUGAUAAGGCCGGCAGUCUAGUGCUAUCUCAAAAGCGCUACAUGACUGAGCUCCUACGGAAGGCGGGCAUGGAGUCCUGUAAACCCCUGGCCACACCCAUCGCUGUGGCUGCUCAGCACACGACUACGCCUUCAGCUGCUCUUGAUGAUCCCAUGCCGUAUCGACAACUUGUUGGUUCGCUUAUGUAUUUGUUAAUUACACGCCCAGAUUUGGGUUAUGCUGUUAACAGGCUUUGUCAAUUCAUGCAUGCCCCGACCCAAGAAAACUGGGUGGCGCUCAAGCGGGUCCUGCGUUACAUCCAGGGUCCCAAUUUACUGUCUUGGGUCUCUAGGAAGCAGCGUACGGUGGCCCGCUCUUCAACCGAAGCUGAAUACAAAGCCCUAGUUGACGUUGCGGCCGAGGUCACGUGGAUUCAGUCUCUGUUAGGAGAGCUUGGGUUGUUACCGAACACGGUUCCCAUCCUAUGGUGUGAUAACCUCGGCGCCACCUAUUUGUGCCCAAACCCGGUGUUCCAUGCACGGACGAAGCACGUUGAAGUCGACUAUCAUUUUGUCUGUGACAAAGUGGCCAAGGGUGCGCUCAAGGUUAAUUUUGUCUCAACGCACGACCAGCUUGCUGAUAUAUUCACCAAGCCGCUAUCUGCUGCUCGUUUUAGUGACUUACGUUGCAAGCUAGGCGUGGUUCCCUGCCCCCCGCCUGUUUGA